UGAGUACUCGCCGCUUCGGUAACUCUUAUUUUUCUCUCAGUUCUUUUCCUCUCUUUCUCUGGCCUGUCUUUGCUGUUUCUCAUACUUCGCUUUGCAACUUCUUUCCUCCGCCAUCUACCGGCGGCUCCACCGCAUACAACGGCGUACGUACGCUCAGAUCCAAAACUGUCUCUUUGGGUUCCCUGUCACCUCUGAUUUUCCAUCUCCAAAUUCUCUCUAUUUUUGAUUGUUUUUCUUUUCCAUUUUUAUUUAAAAUUUAAUUGAACGAAAUGUUUUUAUUUUAUGGGUUCUGUUUUGAAAAUGUAAAUGACUGAUCUCCUGGUUUUAUUGUUAAAUGUUUUUUAAGUUGGGCUGUUUUGAGUUAUUUCCCCCUGUGGACGUCUUCGCUCGCUUAUCAAUAAAGAUAAUUUGACACUUCUACCCAAAGCAAUUUCCAUUUGACGUUUUUACCCUUAACGGCGAUUUAACGGCUUGACAACUGCUUACGUGGCAUGAUUUGAGUGCUAUUUUUUUUUAAAACGAAAAUGAGUCAUCACCCGUGUAGGAUUUUGACACCUGGAAUCUCAAGAAAGCGUAAAGAGAGAGAAGCGUUUUAUUCCUUUAAACCGUCCACUCCGGUUCAAUCCCCGCUUUAUACCGGUCCAAAAUCCCCUCCCUCGCCAAAUUGUUCGAACCGGCUUUUAGCUGGCUACAUGGCGCAUGAGUUCUUGACCAGGGGAACAUUGUUCGGUAAAAAAUUUGAUCAGGCUCGAGCAGAGGCGAUUCCAAUAAUCGGCUCAUUUGCCGAACCGAGAAAGGCUAAGAAGGAAACCGAACAGACUGUUAAAAAAGAGAGCCAAGGCUAUGCUGAGGUGGCAAGCAUUUUGAAGAACGACGGGACCCACAUCCCGGGGAUUGUUAAUCCUACCCAACUGGCAAGGUGGAUCCAGAUGUGAAAAACUCCGUAAAAUGGGAUGAUAACGUGGCACGAUAUGACUGGCUGAAAAUUCACAUCCAACGCAAUCGAACGGAGCACCCUCUCUCUCCGACCACUUUCGAGUUGGUGUGGCCCGGUCUCAUUGAAUCGUCGAAAGCCCCUGAAGGCUGAAGACAAGAGAGGCGAACCCAUUUUUCCUUUUAAUGUUAGUUAAUUUAUGCCUGAUUUUUUUUUUAACUUUUGUUUUGUUUUUAUUUCGAACUUUGAUGUUGAUUUUGCGUUAAUUUAAUGUAUAUAUUAAAUCAUGAAAGAAAUUACAAAGUUUACUGAAAUAUGCAUGGGAUGAAUUUUAUGAA
Messenger RNA from Theobroma umbraticum, 1272 nucleotides. It is a transcript of the gene EDA6, whose product is annotated as embryo sac development arrest 6. Lineage: Eukaryota; Viridiplantae; Streptophyta; Magnoliopsida; Malvales; Malvaceae. The record is from RefSeq and is a predicted model, not a curated record.